AUGUUGGUUGGUAGAUCUUCAUCAAUCAUCAAAUGCAGGUGCCAAAGACUGGAAAAGGCAAGAAAAAAGGCCACCGAUACCAACACCAAUGACAUCCUUCAGGGCUUUUCCUGUGGCACCAACCUACCAGAAUUGCCAAUCACUUCACAAUUCAGGAAAUAUGGACCCAAAAUGGAUACUAAAAAAAUUGUAGUGAUUACCCAAAUUCACAAGGUUCACCCUAAUUUAUGGAAACCAAGGAGUGGCUUAGAGCUGAUGAACAAUGACCUUCCCAGCACCAACCCUGAAGAGGCUAUGUCCUGCUUUGAUUUGUCCAAGAAUGAUUCAUCUCUCAUAUCAGCAACAGGAGGGAUGAUCUCCACUUUUGACAUGACAACAUUUAAGUUUCAGCUUUUGUUUUCAACCAAAAGUAUAAAGGUUGAUACCGAUUCAACAGUUAUUGAAACCCUUUUCAUUGAUCAUGUUUGUGAAUGGCAGGACUGUUUGUCUUUGUCUCUAUCGACUGGGAACAGUUUGCAAGUAACAUAUGUUCUGAUGCGCUCUCUCCGGGAGCAGUAUCUCUCAAUGCUGCAAAGAGCCCAGGUAAAAUCAACUGUUACUGAUCCUGGCCAAAGUCACAUGUCCACAGUUGCCAUACCCAAUGGUUUGCCCACUACUGUUGCCCUGACACUAAAUGAGGGCUCAUCUCCAAUGAGCACGGAUUUUCAUCCCAUUUGGCAGACUCUUCUUCUAUGUUAA
Messenger RNA from Prunus armeniaca (apricot), 738 nucleotides. Lineage: Eukaryota; Viridiplantae; Streptophyta; Magnoliopsida; Rosales; Rosaceae. The record is from the annotation of a GenBank genome assembly.